CAUGAAGUGUGAGUUAUGCUGCUUCACAUUGUUUUUUUCAGAGAGGAGUUCUGUGAGAUCUUCAGAGCCAAGGACAAAACCACGCUGAAAAUGUACACAUGUAAAAAGUUCCUGAAAAAGGACGGGAGGAAAGUUCGCAAGGCGGCGAAAAAUGAGAUUCUCAUCUUAAAAAUGGUGAAGCACCCUAACAUCCUGCAGCUGGUGGACGUCUACGAGACCAGAAAAGAAUACUUCCUCUUCCUGGAGCUGGCGACGGGCAGAGAGGUGUUCGACUGGAUCCUGGACCAGGGCUACUACUCAGAGAGGGACACCAGCAACGUGGUGAGGCAGGUCCUUGAGGCCGUGGCCUAUCUCCACUCCCUCCACAUUGUACACAGGAACCUGAAGCUGGAGAACCUGGUGUACUACAACCGGCUGAAGCACUCCAAAAUCGUCAUCAGUGACUUCCAUCUGGCCAAGCUGGAGAACGGCCUGAUCAAAGACCCCUGCGGCACCCCGGAGUACCUGGCGCCCGAGGUGGUGGGCAGGCAGAGAUACGGCCAGCCCGUGGACUGCUGGGCCAUGGGCGUCAUCAUGUACAUACUGCUGUCGGGCAACCCUCCGUUCUACGAUGAAACUGAUGAAGAAGAUUAUGAAAACCACGAUAAGAACCUAUUCAGAAAGAUCCUGGCUGGAGAUUAUGAGUUUGACUCCCCAUACUGGGAUGACAUCUCUGAUUCAGCUAAGAGUCUGGUGGCUCGUCUGAUGGAGGUGGACCAGGACCAGAGACUCACAGCCCAGGAGGCCAUUAACCACGAGUGGAUCUCUGGGGGCGCGGCUUCUGACAAGAACAUCAAGGAGAACGUCUGCGCUCAGAUAGAGAAGAACUUUGCCAAGGCUAAGUGGAAGAAAGCCGUGCGGGUAACCACCAUCAUGAAGCGUCUGCGUGCCCCGGAGCAGGGCGGGUCCCGGGCCGCCAGCCCUGCCGAGGGAACCACGUCCGCAGGCGCGGCCACAGCGGUGGUGGUGGAGCCAGCAGACGCACAGGCCCCUGCCACAGCCGCCACCGCCACCGCCACCACUGACCCGGUUACCGCGGCAACCCCGGUCAUCGCGGUAACCGAGUGCGGUGCGGGGGGGAGCAGUGAACCGACGCAAGCGGUCGUGGCCGAGUUGGAGGCCGGUGGGGCGCGCGCUCAAGAGCAACCAGGCGGAGCUGAGCCCGCGUCGCGUUGCAACGGAGACGCGGCGGCCCCCCUGUCAGCAGAGUCUGAGGCUGGGGACGAGCAGGGCCUCGCCUGAAAACCUCCCCCUCUACUUACCUCCUGCACACUGUAAAUUAGCUGCUAGCAUGGUCGCUCAGACUCUGCUCCCCCACCCCCUCUCACCCUCUCUCCUGCAGCGUUAGCUCCAUUAGCUCCAUCUCCGGGAAGCCGUCCUAGCUCUCUCCUGUGACUGUCGCGUUUUGUGUUUGCUCUCCUUUAUUUCCGACUCGUUUCUGUCACUUCAUACCGACAGUCCUCCCCCGAUGAAGGCCUGUUGUGGUUCUGUUUGUUUCCGUCCUGACUAAUACGACCUUGUGGCGGUGGUACAUCGAGAGAUGUGAUGUGUUAGGGGCAUUACGGUCGGCUGUAGAGCUACACGCUUGGUGUUCCCUACCGGGAGACGUAACUGUGUCAAGUAGAACAACUUAGAUUCCUUUUUAUUGAGUCUAUCUCUCAGUUGUUCUCAGUCUUGCUAUUGCAGUAUUAGUUCUGUUGGAUUUCUACUUAUCAGCUUUGCUUUGCUUUUGAAUAUUGAAUAAUGUGCCAUAAUAUACAAUACAGUUUCUCUUCAUGUUGAUGUCCUGCCUGCACACAUAUGUACACGCACAUGCGAGUACACACACCGACACAUGCACGCACAAACACAGACCCACACACGCACACACACACACACACACACAAGCACGAAUGCACGCACGCAAGCAUGCACACACACGCACACACACACAGACAUACACAUUGCGUUUCUUUGCCAGCUUCAUGCUCAGGACAGAACCACAUUGCUGUAAGAUUGUGUAAAUAGAGACCUUUGUAGAAGUAGCCAAAACAGCAUGCAUAUUGACAUUUUGCUGUUGAUUUUAAAUUCAAAAAGCACUCACACACAACAAGGUCUUAUACUUCUUCUUCUGUGCCAACCUUAUCUCUCUCUGUAGGCCUAGCAGUCUUUGCUCCCAGUAGAGGUUUAUAUCAGAGGCCUACAGUACAUUAAGCUUUUUACCCACACUGUAUUACUGCCGUAAAUUGAUAGGAAGAGUAGUCUUUCAUUACAUUGUAGUUUCUAUGCAUUACAUUGGAUGUGUAGCUCAUCUGUGUGGAUCAGCAGCAGGCUUAUUGACGGCAUAGUCUUUCACAUCGAAACCACAUCGUUUUUUUAAUUUCCUUUUCAUUUGAAUGUAUUAUUAUUUUUUAAUUGUUAUAACUACGAGGAUGAUGAUGAUGAUGAUGAUUACGAUGACGAUGGUGAUUAUUAUUCAUGCGUUUAAUUCACUAUAAUGCCAUAUACUACAUGAAAGCACAAACACACAUUUUUAUUUAUUUCUGCUUUAUUUGCCUUUAUUUAUUUAUUUCUGCUUUAGUUUAUUUAUUUAUAAAAUAUAGAGGCUUUUUUACUUUUUACUUUAACAUUUAUUGAUGGAUUUAAUAAUUAUUUCUCUGUCGGUUUGUUUAUCUUUAUCUCUUUAUUUCAAGCUACAUAUUUGAUGUCCUAAUAGUGCUCGACUUUAUGGGCCACCAGGCCCCUCCUCCUCCAAUAAAUAGCUGCAGAGUUCUCUCUGUCAUCUGCCACAGAGUAAAUUGAGCAAUACCCAACGGGCUGUGGAAACUGUGAUUCCCUGGUGUACUCCCGAUCUCUUUACGUCCACGUGCGACUAUGUUGUCUCUGACCAACUGUCAAUUCACUUGACCUCCCUCGCCCCAAUCCAGGUAGCUAUCCAUGAGUAACUUAUGGCUGCUCUGUAAAUCUAAUGAAGGGUUUGAGUAGCCGAGAUGGGUGUGGAAGAUGGAAGAACAGUGGUCAUAGGUCAGGUUUAAUGUUCUUUGAACAUUAAACCUGACUUGGGUGAACCACCAAACGCAGACUUUUCUCUGCAUCUACAACAAAAUAUUGGUUGAUAAUGCAACUAGCUUUAUUCCCCAUUAACCUAUUAUUUAUUCAGUUUGCAAAUAAAAUGUUUAAAGGACUCCUAGUCUGGUUUCAGACAACCCCACGUUAAGAGUUUAGAAAUGUAUAUUUUAGAAAUGUGUGUUCCUGGGUAAAAAUAAAUAAAUAAUAAAUACUCCUGGGAAAUUGUACUGUAGAGCAAAACAAAGUCAUGCCGUAACGAAUGAAACAGGCCAGUAUGUUAAACUACGAGUAGGAUCUGAUCGAUACAGGUGACGUGGUGGUCGGCAGGUCUUUAAAUGCUUUGUUCAGAAUAUAACAUUGUAUCAUUUAAUUAUAUUUUCUCAAACAAAAACAUAAGAGUUUAACACCAGCUAUAAUCAGAUUGAUACCAGAUGUUUUAUUUACAUGGGUAGACUAUUCGUGCCAUUCAUUAUCUUUUGUGUAAAUGGCAAAUAAACUACUGUUACACAGUAGCGCAGCGCUUUCUACCAGUUCCCCUGAUGCAUCGCCCCCUGUAGUUGGUACUUUGUGUCUGUUUAUUUUCGCCUCCGCACCUUCACCGGUGUGUGUAUUGUGUUCGCUGUGAUGUUCCCCAGGGCCGCUGGCUCCCCCCUCGGCCCUCUCUCACGUUUGUAAGCUCUGUAUCCCUGAGUUGAUGAUGACUUUGAUGGAAAUAAAUUUGAAAUCCUCUGUUUACCCCUC
This is a messenger RNA of Gadus macrocephalus (Pacific cod), 3828 nucleotides long. Its product is annotated as caM kinase-like vesicle-associated protein. The transcript is spliced from 10 exons. Bases 16 to 1281 code for a protein of 421 amino acids. The record is from RefSeq and is a predicted model, not a curated record. Gene Ontology annotation, cellular component: intracellular anatomical structure. Gene Ontology annotation, biological process: peptidyl-serine phosphorylation. Gene Ontology annotation, molecular function: calmodulin binding; calcium/calmodulin-dependent protein kinase activity; ATP binding. Lineage: Eukaryota; Metazoa; Chordata; Actinopteri; Gadiformes; Gadidae.